AUGCCGGGUUUUAACGUUGCGGUGUUUAUCGGGUUUUCUGCAUCCUUCCUGUCAUCGUUGGUAGAGUCCGUGGGGGACUAUUUUGCUGCUUCGAAGGCAUGUGAAGUAGAUACUCCGCCAAAUCACGCGGUAAACAGAGGGAUCUUGAUGGAAGGGCUAGGUGGCCUUCUAUCUGGUGCCACGGGUGUCGGCCAUGCUACGACGUCCUUUAGCGGCAACAUUGCAGCCAUUUCUGUGUCGAAGACAGGGAGCAGGCAUGUGAUGAUCUGUGCAGGAAUAUUGCUGCUUAUCUUUGCCUUUCUUGGGAAGUUUGGUGCUGGGUUGGCUUCCAUACCCAACCCAGCUUUAGGGGGUGUCCUCAUCCCAACGUUGGGGAUGCUGGUCUCCCUUGGGUUGUCUACACUCCGUUAUGUCAACUUGACUUCGUCCAGAAACCUCACGAUUUUGGGGACGGCAAUGUUUGUUGGUAUAUUCCUUCCUGAGUGGAUUAACUUGCAUCCAGACUUUAUCAACACAGGAAACACUGAAGGGAAUGCCAUUUUGAAAGUCAUCUUUGGUACUCCAAUGUUCCUGGGCGGUAUGAUUGCUGUGAUUCUUGAUAAUACUGUGAAAGUUCCUGUUCACAACACGAGUCACGUGCAGAGCAGUGCUGUGAUGAUAACUGAUGCCACCCCAUACAAUUACCCUUCGUCCUCCCGAACCUUCGGCCUGCAUAAUGGCAGCAGGCGGGACCUCCAGUACGCCUUCGGAUUGGGAAAAGCUGAAUCCUGA
Molecule: messenger RNA, 771 nt
Organism: Haliotis rubra (blacklip abalone)
Lineage: Eukaryota; Metazoa; Mollusca; Gastropoda; Lepetellida; Haliotidae
Product: solute carrier family 23 member 1-like
Exons: 4
Coding region: 1-771 (256 amino acids)
Biological process (GO): transmembrane transport
Cellular component (GO): membrane
Molecular function (GO): transmembrane transporter activity
Source: RefSeq, a predicted model, not a curated record